AUAUGGAGUUCUAUGAAGAAUUUGCAGUGCAUGCUUACAAUUAAUGUCUUCAGGCUUGGAUUUGGUAAAAGGAAUCAAACUUUUUAGCGCUUUACUUUGGACAGUGCUUCUUAUCUACCUAGGCAGUGUCACAGCUUGCUUCUACAUUCUUUUGCAAUUUCUCAAGCUCUCACCUCAAGAGUCUUCACAAGAUCCCAUCUACCAUGUUCUGUUGCAGCAUUCUAGCAAGGAUGGCGUAGAACAGAAGAAGCAGCAUUUUCCUGUUAUAAUUGCUAGAAUCGCUUUCAUUGUUUUGGGUGGUUUGAUGCUGGCGACUCUUCUCUACACUAUCUUCACCGACGGUAGCCCUUUCUGGAAAGAACUUUUAACUCCGGUCAUCAAACUCUUUUCAACAUCUUGGGAGGAAUGAAUCCGGAGGCCCCUGUGAAAGCAUAGAUAAUGCACGGUCACAACAUAAAUAGCCUAGACGAACCCUCAUAUAGUAUGUGCUUUUUUGGCAGCUUAUCUGUUAGGCCACUAAAAUUUUUUCCCAUGAUAGUCAUCUAUUAGAGAGAUCAACAUUAGACUGCAUGAACUUUUAACUUCAUUCAACUGAUGGAGACCCACAAAUGGGCGAGCUUUUCACUGCAGGGAAUAAUAAGUGAAGAGCAAGUGGAUUGCUUCAACAUGCCAUUGUAUCCUGCGUCUCCGGCGGAGAUUGCACGGCUAGUCAAAAUGGCCGGUAGUUUUCACAUAGAGACGAUGGAGCUGCUCAACACCCAAACGAGGUAUGAUGGUGGAGUCCAUGCGUAGGAUAUUGUGAU
Molecule: messenger RNA, 803 nt
Organism: Eucalyptus grandis
Lineage: Eukaryota; Viridiplantae; Streptophyta; Magnoliopsida; Myrtales; Myrtaceae
Exons: 4
Coding region: 44-409 (121 amino acids)
Source: RefSeq, a predicted model, not a curated record